AGAAAAAUAUUUGAAAAUGAAGCAGAAGUACAAGGCAUUGAGAAUUAAAUAUAAGGAUUUGAAAUCCUCAGUCAGAGAACCAUCCGAGGUCGAAAUUUACGCUAACAGCGGUGUAACAUUGCCCAUGGCCGAUUUGACUUCCAUCAAAAUGGUUUCGUCCAAACCUACUGUGCUAGCACGCAAUUUAUUUAGACGGCUCUUUACGACAGAAGAACUUUCGACGCAUUCUCCUUUAGGGAAGAAAUGCAACGCCAACAGCAAUGCCGCGCCUCCUCUUCCAAUCAUCGACAUACCCAAACGGGACGCUGUGAUCAAAUUUGUUCUGAAAGAGCAAGGGCUUGAUGGACUACCAAAUUCUGGUCAUGCUGCCGAAGACAAAAUUUUCAACAAGAAUAAGAAGGUAGCAAGGAAGGAGAUUAUUAAAUCAUUAUCAGAUUUUUUGAGGGAGGAGCAGAAAAAGGCCCGUAAUUAAUUUCAAUUUGAUGUAAUCAAAUAUUUGAAAAUUUAUUUACUUGAGAAAAAUAAAAUCACUAGAGAAAAAUA
Messenger RNA from Folsomia candida, 543 nucleotides. RefSeq lists its product as uncharacterized. The transcript is spliced from 3 exons. The coding region runs from base 17 to 472 and encodes 151 amino acids. Gene Ontology annotation, molecular function: DNA binding. NCBI's taxonomy places the organism in Eukaryota, Metazoa, Arthropoda, Collembola, Entomobryomorpha, Isotomidae. The record is from RefSeq and is a predicted model, not a curated record.